UGAUAAGCUAAAAAGUGCAAGCAGCUUAACCUCCACGGUAAAAAAAGAAAGAAGUAAAAAUCAUCACCAAAUAAAAUUCCAGCCGCACGAUGAGAGAAGUAAAAAAAACGGCACCACACGAUAUUUGAUGUGGUAUGGUUAAAUAUCUUAAUCUUGAGGGCCAAGUCUUAUUAAUAAGUAAAAUUAGGGUUUUCAUUUGCAUAUAAUAUCUUUGUGUUGUUUUAUAAGUUUUACCUCUAGUGUAAAAAAAUCCAAAACCAAAAAGAAAAAGAAACCGAAACAGAAGAAGUCUUCGUCAAUUGGCAAUUACCAAGUAGUUUAGAAGAGAAUUUCUGGGAAGUCGUUACGUCGUUUGGAAGAAGAAUCGAACACAAUAAAGAUGGAGGUGGAGAUGAGUACGGGAAGAUAUGAUGGAAUUCCUUUUGUUCCUGAAAAAGGGUUCUAUCAACCUAGUUCAGAGAGCACUCGAGAAGCGUAUCAGGCGUUAACUUCAGUGAUCGAGUGCUAUAUGAACGGCCGAGUUCCUCCUCAUGUUCUCGUCAGUGCAUCAGAUGAAGUUUUGUAUGUUCUUAAAAGUGAUGUCAAUUUUGGAUAUGAGAAGAAACAAGAGAUUGAGAAAUUGAUUGGGUUGAUUUCCCUCGAUACUUUUCAGCAAUUGGUUGCCAUCGCAAAUUGGAUUACUGAUUAUUCCAAUCCUCGUCCUGCUUAUAAGAACAGUUAUUAUAAUCCUGGAGAUUUGUCAGGGUUGUUUUACAGACCAAGUAACGAAGCUAACUGGAGAUCAUAUAAUCUGUUUCUUGAUGCUUUUAAGCAACUUAUCGGUGAUCAGCCUGAUAUGGUUUUACGUGUCGCUGCUGACAGUUCUCUUCUCGUGUUGAAGAAUGUUGAUACCCCAACAGAGUACCGAAAACAUGUCAUUGAAUCAGAAUUAGGGCCUGCAUCGAGGAAUUGGUUUGAUCAUUUGAGUUCACUUGCGAAUUUGAUCACUGAUUACCCACCAUUACCAUCUCCUUGUUGGGAAACAACUCCUAAUUGGGAAAUCACUCAUUCCAGACCUGCUACUGAAUUUUACCCUCAUGAGUUUCCCUCGGAGAAGAAGGAAGCGGAAAGGAUUGCCAUAUUUGCACCUGAAGAUUAUUCUGAUAAUGUCAAGUUUGAUUUUGAAGAUGAUGUAAUGGCUAGUGAUUCUUCUUCUGAGGAGGAGGAGGAUGAGAAGGUGGUAGGGUCACCAUAUGAUCCAAGGGCCAGCAAUGAUUCUGAUGAUCAAGGCACUGUACGGGGAUGGAUGGAAGAUUUGGCUGAUGAUGAUUUUCAAGAAGUGAAAGUUGGAAUGAAGAAUCUGAGGGUUGAGAGAGAAGGUAGCAGCAGCGGAGAUGAUGAGUGUGAGAGAGUCACAGUCGGAGAAGCAUACCUGACGUCAGAGAGUUGCAGUGAUGAAGAGUAUCAAAAGGUCAAAGUGGGGGUCCGUAAUCUGACGGUCGGAGAGAACAGUGAUGAAGAAUGGUUAGUCGUUUAAUGGUGCGGAUGAUAUUGAAGCAGGUUAAUGCGAUAGGUUAGUGGGGAGUACAAAAAAAAGACUUGAAUUUUCUUAGUGGUUUCUUCUGUUUGGUUAUCAGUUAUCAAUCUAUGUAGUUAAUUGGAACCUACUUUGCUUUCAUUGAUUAGGUAUGUCAGUCAGAAUGACUGAACUCUUCGUUUGUUGAAAUCGUUUAGACUUUUGCAUGACUUUUGGGGUUAAAUUUUUUUUUUUAUAAAUAAUGGAUUAUUAUUCUUGUCUUUUGGA
Papaver somniferum (opium poppy) is the source of this 1783-nucleotide messenger RNA. RefSeq lists its product as uncharacterized. The transcript has 2 exons. The coding region runs from base 380 to 1516 and encodes 378 amino acids. The record is from RefSeq and is a predicted model, not a curated record. Lineage: Eukaryota; Viridiplantae; Streptophyta; Magnoliopsida; Ranunculales; Papaveraceae.